CAGUCCUUAGAGAUUGGAUUGUAUAUUUUCCCAAGACCUUAUUAUACACCUCAUCACAUUGCCUCGCACGCCCGAGACGACCUAGGCUGACGCGGCUCAAGCUGUAAGCUCUUCCAAUAGAGAUAGUCUCUAUCACGGUCUAAUGAUGAGUUGACGCGGACCAUCUGCGUCAGGGUCCCUCCUGUAUUUCUGGGACCUCCUCCAAACGGUAUGGAACCUGAAUCGCUGAAGCUCGCCCAUGGUCUUCGCAGUUUGGAUAUGUUUGUCGAAGUUAAUGAUUUGCUUGCUCUCAUUCUCGCCGAUCCCGGGAAGUUGUUUUGUAGCUGGAUUGCCACGAGAUUGCGAAGUCUGUCUCGCAGAAGUGCAAAAUUCCGACCUGGUUUGCCAAUGGCUUGCAGAUCCUUUAACAUGUCCUUUCGCUUUUGCGAGACAAUGUUCCAUACUGCAGUGGUAGAACGAGGAAAUGAUGAUUAUCAGCGAAUUUUAAUUGUUCAGUUCCAAACACUUGUGUGCUAUCAUGAUCCAAUGACUGAUGAUUUCAUUCUGGACAAGGUAUCGAUCACGAAGUUGAACAAGUCUGUCGAGAGUGUUGACAUGGCUCUUACGCUCACAGCAAUAGAACUAGGCCCCUUCGUCCAUUCAAGAUUCGACUCAUCGGCUCUUCAAGUAUAAACUCUCAGCAUCUAGUUUGGUUGGGGCUGCAUCAGUGCCGGGGCCUUCGUGCUGCGG
Messenger RNA from Hyaloscypha bicolor E, 729 nucleotides. RefSeq lists its product as uncharacterized. Bases 211 to 672 code for a protein of 153 amino acids. NCBI's taxonomy places the organism in Eukaryota, Fungi, Ascomycota, Leotiomycetes, Helotiales, Hyaloscyphaceae. The transcript has a single exon. The record is from RefSeq and is a predicted model, not a curated record.